This is a messenger RNA of Spea bombifrons (plains spadefoot toad), 728 nucleotides long. RefSeq names its product mitochondrial ribosomal protein S10 (gene MRPS10). The transcript has 7 exons. Gene Ontology annotation, biological process: translation. The coding region runs from base 58 to 678 and encodes 206 amino acids. The record is from RefSeq and is a predicted model, not a curated record. Gene Ontology annotation, cellular component: ribosome; mitochondrial small ribosomal subunit; mitochondrion. Lineage: Eukaryota; Metazoa; Chordata; Amphibia; Anura; Pelobatidae. Gene Ontology annotation, molecular function: structural constituent of ribosome.
AAGCAGAGUGUGAAGCCGCCGGAAGUGCCUGUGGCACCGGUAUUUUUAAUAGAAAGAAUGUCUGUGCUUAAUGUUAUUUUCCGAGAGAGUGUCCGGGGUCUUUCGCGGUGUCGGACCUUACAGACAAUACCAUCCUUGUUUUGUGCAUGCGCCAUCACAUCUGGAAACAGACAAUUGGGAACUUCAAAGCAUGUAUUACGGACGCAAUCCACAGAAGUUGCGGCGCCUGCCAUACAGUCAAGAAUAAAAGAACUGAUAACGAGCAGUGAUGAGCCAGACACACUGUACAAGAAAAUAGAAGUGUUAGCAAAAUGCCACGACAGAGCUGUGCUGGACAGUUACGAGUAUUUCGCUGUCCUCGCAGCCAAGGAGCUGGGAAUCACCAUGGAGAAGGUGCAUGAGCCUUCAAAGAAGAUUGAACGUUUCACUCUUUUAAAAUCCGUGCACAUCUACAAAAAGCACAGAGUUCAGUAUGAGAUGAGGACACAUUACAGGUGUUUCGAGUUGAAGCACUUAACCGGCAGCACGGCAAACGUCUAUCUCGAAUACCUACAGCGUAAUCUUCCCGAGGGAGCUGCCCUGGAGAUAACUAAAACUACACUAGAGAGGCUACCAGACCAUAUAAAAAAACCUGUAUGGGACCAGCUAUCAAACGAAGACACUGGGAAGAAUGCUUAAACCUGUCUUGGGGUAUUUAAAAUGAGUAAUAAAAGGAUGGACAUAUCUAA